CACGUGCGGGAGCAAGAAGAGUUUACUUUGAGCACAUGCUCUGACGUUCAGCAGUCAUAUAAGCAGUUGUGAGAAAUCGACAACAUUGUGAUUCCAACAUGAAGUAGGAAGAACAGUGAAACCGAAUGUUUAUAUGAUUCAUAACUGCUUUGGGGUUUGUAUAAAAACCAGAAAGGGUUAAACAUUUUACUGUAACUUUAUAUCUCAAAAUACGUAGACGUUUGGCAUAUUGAAGAUCGUUCUCACACGCAAUGAAACACAAACUAAAAGAAAGUUUCCAUCUCCAACAAAUGCAAUCAGCAACUAGAAUCGACUUUUAAGAAGCAGAAUCCAGGACUAAACCUCCAAGACAGUACAACUCUUGAAUAACUAAACCGAGGAUCGCCAGUUACUAAAGGACUAACUAAAGGGGAAACCAUGAAAAGUCAGGUCAUCAUUGUGAUUUCUCUGAUUUUAACACUUUGUUGCAUGGAUGCUGUGCAAGGCCUGUGUCCCAUUAGAUGUCAGUGCAACGAGGAGAGACUUGUGGUGGUGUGUGAUGAAGCUGGCUUAGAUGUUGUCCCAAUAACGCUCAACCCUGAUCUCCAAGAAUUUCAUCUCAGUAAAAACAGCAUCAAAGGAAUCAUGGCAGCAUUUAGCGUCUACCACAACUUGGAAUAUUUAGACAUGACAAAUAAUCAGCUAGUAGCUCUCGGUCGUAACAACUUCAAGUUACAAAGAAAACUACGUAUCCUUCUACUGGGACACAACAUGAUUUCUUCUCUAUAUCAUUCUACGUUUAAUGGACUGAAUGGUCUUCAAAUUUUAAAACUCACAAAAAAUUUUAUUCGGGACCUCCCUGGUGGCGUUUUUACUGAUUUGGUGAGCUUGGAAGUUUUGGAUUUGUCUGGGAACAACAUUGCAACAAUCUCAAAAGAUGCUUUUAUGGGUUUAGAAAGCCUAAAAAUUCUGUUACUCAAGGACAAUAAACUUGGCCAUGUACCUACUUCCUCAUUUAGAACCAUCUCUCAUCUUCUUAGUAUAGAUUUAGGUCUAAACAAUUUCCCAUCGUUACCUGAUGAUAGUUUUGUUUACCUUGUCAACUUGGAAAAAUUGAAGUUAGACAGUUGCAGAAUACAUGAAAUCCACGAAAAUACUUUCAGAGGACUGACGAAGUUAAUAUAUCUUUUUCUACAAGAUAACAUUCUCAAUUCUGUACCAACAGAGUCUUUUCUCCACCUCAAACAUUUACUAGAACUCAAUAUUGGUCAAAAUAACAUGAAAACUAUUAAACCUAAAAGUUUCUGUGGUUUAAACAACGUUCAAACCAUCACUAUUAAUAGCGCUCCCUAUCUGGAAAGAAUAGAACACGAAGCUUUUUCUUCCACUACUAGAUUACAGCAUAUUGUUCUUAAUCACAACAAAAGGCUUAAACAUAUUGAAAAGAACGCUUUUUCUUCCCUGACUAUGCUUCGUUCUAUUAGUCUUCGUGGCAAUGAUUUCCAGACGUUCAGAGAAGACGUUCUGCCCUGGAGUGACUUACAGCGGUUUGAUCUUCGUGACAAUCCACUGGUUUGUAAUUGUAGCCUUUCUUGGUUGCUACGCCAGUUUGAAACUCGAAAUUUUUCAGAUAGUUUCGAUCUUGCCUUUACCCAAGUUCGAUGUGAACAUCCUCUCGUGUUUCGUGAUUUUAUGCUGAAAAGUUUAACCAUGAACGAUCUCGGUUGCGAUAAACAUCAAACACAAAAGAUCCUCACUUGGACCUUUGCAGCAAUCGGCGUUGUUUUUGUUGUUACUCUUCUUGCAGUGUUGUGGUAUCGUCAGAAGAUUGUGAAUGACUGCAAGAUAAAAUGUAGUAGCACAAUCCCAGACUCGCAAUAUGAAAAUCGAUAUCGAUUGGAUAACCGUAUAAGAGAGGGAGUAUCAUCGGAACGAGAGUGGGUGGUGAAAAUAGGGAGACAUUCUUUUCCCGGUAGACUUGUGUAGUAAAUGAUAUAUUAUAGCUCAUCACGUAAAACCGUUCCAUUGUAAUUGUAUGAUAAUUGUUUAUGUCGUAAUUUCUCCUAAAUCAGUGGAUUUUUCUGAGCUUCUAGUUUUGUUCCAUCUGUUCUCAGUAUAUCAAGAAGUGACCUGGCGUAUUCUCUAAUUGUGAAUAAGGAAGGGACAAUUACAGGGAAUCACCAUUAAAGACAUUGCACAUCUUGUAUGUUAGGAACGAUGUAUAUCACAGACCACAGACUUUGAUGGUAUUUUGUCAAAAGAAGAAGUGUACCAGAUUAUAUAAGUAUCUUUACUUUAUUGUUGUAUUCAUUAUCAAAUAUUUUGAAUUGUUUGCUGAAUAUUUUAUAAAAUUCUCAAACAUUUUAAUGUAUUGAACUACACGCUUUGAACGUAUAAUAUUCUAAGAUUCUGGAAACAAAUAACAAAUUCCUUUGUUUAUAAUAAAAAAAACAUGUUAGUAAUAACAAGAUCCAAUAUUCGGGGAAUUUACUGUGUUUUUAAAAAAAUAUAUAAAUUCAUUGGAAUCUGUAUUCUUCAUGGUCAUUAUAAUCAAAGUCACACUAUAAGAAAUUAAACGUGCUUUGCAAUAAACACAUUUUACAUUUACAGACUAAUAAAAGUAAAAUCCAAUAAAGCUCUCCAUAAUGGUGACUUUAGUGGUAAACUUAUAGGUUUAUAACUCUCCUAUUUGUGGCAGAUACAGUACAGAUAUAUUUAUGUGUAGCUUAAAACUGAAACAAAAUAAAUCUCUUUCCCUCGUAAUCAAUAAUGUUAAAAUUCAUUAGUUGGUGUAUCUUUAGUCUCACCUUAUCUGUUUUGUGCUGAUAUUUCUUUAAAAUGUGUUUGAUGUUAUUGCAAGAACAUCAUUAAAUAUUAUUUGGGUGUUCGUAUUGCCGACCAUAUUAAUCAAACAAAUGUUUUUAAAAAAAGCAACCUGGUUCAAGGAAAUGAACAUGUUCGUUCUUGUUCAUGUAACCAAAUAGAGAAAAAAAUGUGUUGUUUGAUGAUCUAAGUAAUAUUCCCCAAUGUCUAGAUAUGUUGUUUUUUGUUACAAAGCUACUAAUAAUUUUGUAACGAGUAGACUGUUGCUUUUAAGGUAAUUUGUUCAUAUGGUUGGUCUUAUCAUCCCACACCAAGAUGUUAUUUUGAAACACUGACUAUAAAUAUUGAGUCAUAUUGAAUGUUAUAUAUCCAAAAGCCAGGCUAAAUAUGUGUUUAUCGCCACAGUGUUCACUUAUGUCAUUUCAAGUUGGUGAUUUUGUUGUGGAAGUAACUUAUAAAAUAACAGAUUUAGCACAUGACAGGUCCAUAGUCAGAUAGGUUCGGGGGUAUGAUGGCUACCGUUUCCACAGGAGCAAGUUGUUACCUUAAUGAACAGAAUGAAAUCAUGAUUAAUAUCGAAGUACGUUUUUAGUACACGUAGAAAUCUAUGGAUGAGUAGAAUAAUUUGUUUUCAUCAAAUUGCUAUUCGUUGAACUUUGAUCCGGUUACGAACCUGUAUACAUCUGGUAUUCAUUACAUUGUAUUCACCAUAUUUACCGUGAACAAAUUACCUCUCAGUAGUUUUCUUUAAUUUAAGUAUC
Molecule: messenger RNA, 3563 nt
Organism: Limulus polyphemus (Atlantic horseshoe crab)
Lineage: Eukaryota; Metazoa; Arthropoda; Merostomata; Xiphosura; Limulidae
Product: slit homolog 3 protein-like
Exons: 4
Coding region: 418-1965 (515 amino acids)
Cellular component (GO): extracellular matrix
Molecular function (GO): protein binding
Source: RefSeq, a predicted model, not a curated record